Molecule: messenger RNA, 957 nt
Organism: Lolium rigidum
Lineage: Eukaryota; Viridiplantae; Streptophyta; Magnoliopsida; Poales; Poaceae
Product: fasciclin-like arabinogalactan protein 3
Exons: 1
Coding region: 1-957 (318 amino acids)
Cellular component (GO): plasma membrane
Source: RefSeq, a predicted model, not a curated record
AUGCCGUUCGCCGGAAUGACCGUCCCCAGUUCCAUCCUCCUCCUCGUCCUCCUUCUCGGAGCGUCUCCGCCGUGCCACGUCGACGGAGCGCCUGCCCACAGCAUCACGGCCAUCCUCGCCGGCAUCCCGGAUUUCACCGACUUCAGCGCCGCCCUGGUCGCCGCGAACCUCACGGGCAACAUCGACGAACGCCAGACCAUCACCGUCCUGGCCGUCGACAACGCGGCAAUGGGGCGGCUGAGAGCGCGGCAACUCAAGCCGGACAACGUCCGGUACGUGCUCUCCCUCCACGUCCUCCUCGACUACUUCGGCGACGCCAAGCUCAAGGCCCUCAACGGCACGCCACCCACGCAAGAAGCCAGCCUCUUCCAGGCCUCCGGCGCCGCGCCGGGCGCAGCCGGCAUAGUGAACAUCGCGCCGGUUGCUGCAGCCGGGGACGUGCGCCGCGGGGUGGCGUUCUCCGCGGCGGACGCGGGUGGUCGCGUCGUGUUCUACGAGAAGUCGGUCAAGGAGUCGCCCUACGACAUCGCCGUCCUACAGGUGAGCGGCGCCAUGGAGUCCCCGGCGGCGGAGGGGAAGGCGCCCGCGUCGUCGCCGACGCCUUCGCCUUCGCCCGCGCCGGUGGCGGCGCCGGUCGUAGCUCCGUCCCCAAAGAAUCAGACCGCUCCACCGCCAAAGCCGGCCGUAGCUCCAUCACCAAAGAAUCAAACCGCGCCACCGCCAAAGCCGACAGGAGCUCCGUCGUCGCCAAAGAACCAAACCGCCCCGCCGCCAAAGACGGCCGGCGAGCCCACGGAUUCUCCAACAACGCCGGCGGGUGCGCCGGAAGACGACGACCAGCCUCCUGCGGAUGAGAACGAAGGGCACAAGAAUGACGCCGGCGGGACGGCGGCUCCGUGGAGCGUCGGCGCGGUGCUUGUGGCGGCCAUGCCGGCGGUUGUGUUCCUGCUGUGGUGA